Messenger RNA from Phoenix dactylifera (date palm), 636 nucleotides. RefSeq lists its product as uncharacterized. Lineage: Eukaryota; Viridiplantae; Streptophyta; Magnoliopsida; Arecales; Arecaceae. The record is from RefSeq and is a predicted model, not a curated record.
UAUCGACUCGGGCCCACAGAUUCCAAUCUCGAGACGCGGGGUUCAACCCGGAACCGACCAAAAUCUAGGUCGCCUCCGGCUGCGAGGGAUCUAGGGUUUCUGAAAGGCCCCGGCGAGACAGAAAGAGAGCGAGCGAGGUAGGGGGAAGAGGGAAAGAUGUCGAAGAAGAACAAUUUAGCGACGAGAAGAAAGCAGUACGCGUUCGACCUCCAACGAGAGAAGGAGGAAAGAGAAAAGAGAGAGAAAAGGCUGCAAACGAAGAAGUCCAAGAUGAAGGUUGAUGGUAGUGACAUGAAAGGAAAGAGGAAAAAUUCAGGAAGAUUUCAGGUUGGGAAGAAAAAGGUGAAAACCAAAUUGUCUGCUCUGGCAAAGGCAAAAGCAGCCCAAGCAAUGGAGAUUGACAAACAGUCUUAGUUUUUUGUGUAUGGUUGAAGGUCAUUGGACUGUAGCCUGUUAUGCUAUUGUGACUUGGGACCAUAUAGCAUUUAUUUUGACCCUUCAACACAAAUUUGUAGUUGUAACGCCACUUUCUGACUUUUCACUCUCUUCCUUUUGUUAGUGUAGUUUCCACUUGUCAUGCAAGUGGAGAGCAUCAAAUUGAAAUCUCAUAUUCUUGCUGGUUGACUUGGCUGUGUU